GCGUCCUCCUAUCUCCGCUCCUGCUUUAGUAAACGUGGCCUUACGGACUCCAGUCGGCUCCAGCGGCCGUAGAUGAAUGAGCACCAGUCGGCUUCAGCCUCCAUCUCUGUACCACCGAACCAGUGUCCACCGCAUCCCCGCCCCCCACUGAAGCCCGUCCGUAGACCACCAUGUCCCAGGCUGACCCGGUCCCGGUCCCGGCCCCGGAGGCCCUCAACGCCUCCGACUCCAACGGCACGGAGGCUCUGAACGCAACGGCCAAGUUCGUGGCCACUCCGGAGGGCACGGCGCUGGCGUACGGCAGCCUGGUCUUCAUGGCGCUGCUGCCCAUCUUCUUCGGCGCUCUGCGCUCCGUCACCUGCUCCAAGUCCAAGGAGCUCGGGGAAAAUGAGUACGAUUCUGUGUUCAGAAAUGCAGCAGACAUGCCAGAAACCAUCACGAGCCGGGACGCCGCCCGCUUCCCCAUCAUCGCCAGCUGCACCCUGUUCGGCCUCUACCUCUUCUUCAAGAUGUUUUCUCAGGAGUACAUCAACCUGCUGUUGUCCGUUUACUUCUUUGUGCUGGGAGUCCUGGCUCUGUCUCACACCAUGAGUCCUUUCAUGUGCAGAAUGUUUCCGGAGUCUCUCCCAAACAAACAGUAUCAGCUGCUGUUCACACAAGGAGCAGGAGAAGCCAAGGAAGAAAUCUUGAACUAUGAGUUCGACACGAAGAACCUGGUGUGUCUGCUGAUCAGCAGCGUGGUCGGAGUCUGGUACCUGCUCAAGAAGCACUGGAUCGCCAACAACCUGUUCGGCCUGGCGUUCGCCCUGAACGGCGUGGAGCUGCUGCACCUCAACAACGUCAGUACCGGCUGCAUCCUGCUGGGGGGGCUGUUCAUCUACGACGUCUUCUGGGUAUUUGGGACCAAUGUCAUGGUGACGGUUGCGAAGUCAUUCGAAGCACCGAUCAAGCUGGUGUUUCCUCAGGACCUGCUGGAGAAAGGUCUGGGAGCCAGUAACUUCGCCAUGUUGGGUCUGGGAGACAUCGUCAUCCCGGGAAUCUUCAUCGCCCUGCUGCUGCGCUUCGACGUCAGCCUAAAGAAGAACAGUCGGACGUAUUUCUACGCCAGCUUCCUGGCCUACAUCUUCGGAUUGGGCCUCACCAUCUUCGUCAUGCACACCUUCAAACACGCUCAGCCCGCCCUGCUCUACCUGGUCCCGGCCUGCGUUGGAUUCCCCGUCAUCGUGGCGCUCAUCAAGGGCGAACUCACCGAGAUGUUCAGGUACGAGGAGACUUCUCCAGAGGACGCCAAGAAAGAGGAAUCGUCAGAACCAGAGAAGAAGGACCAAUAGCAUCCCUCUGGAAGCCCCUCCCCCUUCUUUCCAGCCUGCUGCCGCCACAUUUCACAGGAGCCCCGCCCCCCUCCCUCCCGCUCCCCUGCUUAUCGUUGGUCACCGGGGGAAACGGGGCUCACGUCUUCAUCGAGUUUGUGUGUAACUGUGGGAACACCGGUCUGUGCGUGCGUGUGUGCGUGUGUGUGUGUGCGUGCGUGCGUGCGUGCGUGCGAGUGAGUGUGUGUCUGCAGAAACUUGGGGAAUGCAGCUCGGCUCUGAUUGGUCAGCGUGAUGUUUUUCACUUUUGCACUUUGACCUGUGGGGGGAGGAGGGGGAGGGGGGAGUAAAGGGAGGAAGCGCAGGAGGAGUGCGGUGAGUAAAGGGAGGACUGAACCUCCUCUGACGGCUCGGUGUCAUUCUCACACCUGAUUGGUGGAGCAGAGGAGGAGGAUGUUUGCGAUCCUUUUAAGAGUUUUUUUUGUAUUUUGAUGUAAAAAGUUCAUCUCGCUGCGCUCCGUGAAGCUCCUCCCACUUUCAAAUGUAACCUUUUAUUUCCUCUGCUUGUAUCCGUGGAGGCGACUGUAUCUUAUUUUUGUUCGCAAAUUAAACUUUUUGGUGUUUGGAUCAGCGUGUAGCGACGCAUCA
This is a messenger RNA of Salarias fasciatus (jewelled blenny), 1958 nucleotides long. It is a transcript of the gene hm13, whose product is annotated as histocompatibility (minor) 13. Gene Ontology annotation, cellular component: cytoplasmic side of endoplasmic reticulum membrane; membrane; lumenal side of endoplasmic reticulum membrane. NCBI's taxonomy places the organism in Eukaryota, Metazoa, Chordata, Actinopteri, Blenniiformes, Blenniidae. The transcript has 12 exons. The record is from RefSeq and is a predicted model, not a curated record. Gene Ontology annotation, biological process: membrane protein proteolysis. The coding region runs from base 171 to 1331 and encodes 386 amino acids. Gene Ontology annotation, molecular function: aspartic endopeptidase activity, intramembrane cleaving.